Histoplasma capsulatum G186AR is the source of this 465-nucleotide messenger RNA. RefSeq names its product nuclear cap-binding protein. Bases 1 to 465 code for a protein of 154 amino acids. The transcript has 2 exons. Gene Ontology annotation, molecular function: RNA binding. The record is from RefSeq and is a predicted model, not a curated record. NCBI's taxonomy places the organism in Eukaryota, Fungi, Ascomycota, Eurotiomycetes, Onygenales, Ajellomycetaceae.
AUGUCCGAAUCAUCAAGACUAAAGAACACAAUCUACGUCGGAGGCCUUGACCAAAGCGUCACACUUCGUACCCUGACAGAGGCCUUCCUCCCCUUUGGUGAAAUUGCAGAUAUCUCGCUCCCCAAGCCCGAAGCUCCUUCCUCGACCGAUCUGCACCGGGGCUUCGGAUAUGUCGAGUUCGAAGACCCCCAGGAUGCCAAGGAAGCCAUUGAUAAUAUGGACCAGAGCGAGUUGUACGGACGUAUAAUUAAAGUUGCCGCGGCGAAGCCGCAAAAGGAUAGUAAUGAGGGCCUGGGGAGUAAGACUGCUAUUUGGCAACAGGAGGGCUAUCUGGCUCAACAUGCGGUCAGCGAAGAGGACAGAGUCGCUACUGGGCAGGGCGGAACGGGAUCGAGUAACAGCCGGCCUGAAGAUCCCAUGCAGGGCUUGGAGGGACUGGACGUCGCUGGCCCAAAGCCCGAAUAA